AUGAGAGCUGAGCGCCAGGGUGCAGAGGCCAGACCCUCCGGGGAAGGCAAGGUCGGGCGUGUGGGGGGCCGGCCCCGCGGGCUCCGGGCCCCUCCACUGACCGCGCCCCUCCCUGACCGCAGCCUGGCCCAGUCGCUGUGGGCCCUCUUCACCUCCUCGCUGACCAUCUCCCUGGUGUUCGCCGUCAUCCCCUUCUGCCGCAACGUGAAGGUGCUGGCCUCCGUCAUGGCGCUGGCGGGCCUGGCCAUGGGCUGCAUUGACACCGUGGCCAACAUGCAGCUGGUGAGGGUCUACCAGAAGGACUCGGCCAUCUUCCUCCAGGUUCUCCAUUUCUUUGUGGGCUUUGGGGCUCUGCUGAGCCCCCUGAUCGCAGACCCCUUCCUGUCGGAGAACAGCUGCUUGCCGGCCAAUAGCACGGUCAAUGUCACCUCCGGCCGUCGCCUCUUCCACGCCUCCAGGGUCCUGGGCCAGCACCACGCGGGGGCCUGGCCUUGGGCCAACCAGACGCUCCCUGGGCUGUCCCCGCCGGACGGAGCAGGAACCCGCGUGUCCUACGCCUUCUGGAUCAUGGCCCUGAUCAACCUCCCGGUGCCCAUGGCUGUGCUGUAUCUGCUGUCCAAAGAGCGGCUGCUGACCUGCUGCCCGCAGAGGAGGCCGCUGCUCCUGUCUGCAGAUGAGCUCGCCCUGGAGACACAGCCUCCCGAGAAGGAAGCCGCUUCCUCGCUGCCCCCAAAGGUUCAGUCACACCCAGUGCACGAGGACCUGUUCAGCUGCUGCCGGAGGAGGAACUUCAGAGGAGCCCCUUACUCCUUCUUCGCCAUCCAUGUCACAGCUGCCCUGGUCCUGUUCAUGACCGACGGGAUGACGGGCGCGUAUUCCACCUUCGUGUACAGCUAUGCCGUGGAGAAGCCCAUGUCGAUGGGACACAGGAUGGCUGGCUACCUCCCCAGCCUCUUCUGGGGCUUCAUCACCCUGGGUCAGCUCGUCUCCAUCCCCAUCUCCUCCCGCGUGAGGCCGGCCACCAUGGUUUUCAUCAAUGUGGUCGGCGUGGUGGUGACACACCUGGUGCUUCUCGCUUUCUCCUACAACGUCAUCUUCCUGUUCGCGGGCACCGCCUGCCUGGGCCUGUUCCUCAGCAGCACCUUCCCCAGCCUGCUGGCCCACACGGAGGACAUCCUGCAGUACAAGGGCUGUGCGACCACGGUGCUGGUGACAGGGGCAGGACUUGGCGAGAUGUCCCUCCAGAUGCUGGUUGGCUGGGUAUUCCAGGCUCGGGGCAGCUACAGCUUCCUGGUCUGCGGCGUGAUCUUUGCCUGCUUGGCUUUUACCUUCUACAUCUUGCUCCUGUUUUUCCACAGGAUGCACCCUGGACUCUCAUCAGCAGUUCCUCCCCAGGACAGACCAUGCGGGACGGAAGGCUCCGAAUGCUACCAGAGGUAGAAGUGGGGGAAGGAGGCAGGCGAAUACAUCGGCCUCUCGAGCACCAGCGGAGACCAGAGCGUGGAAGAAAGCUGGCCGGAAGCAGAGGCCAUCGGUACCCCGGCGCCUCGGUCAGGUCUUCU
This is a messenger RNA of Myotis lucifugus (little brown bat), 1562 nucleotides long. It is a transcript of the gene SLC60A1, whose product is annotated as major facilitator superfamily domain containing 4A. NCBI's taxonomy places the organism in Eukaryota, Metazoa, Chordata, Mammalia, Chiroptera, Vespertilionidae. The transcript has 10 exons. The record is from RefSeq and is a predicted model, not a curated record. Bases 1 to 1440 code for a protein of 479 amino acids.